Molecule: messenger RNA, 1650 nt
Organism: Alternaria ventricosa
Lineage: Eukaryota; Fungi; Ascomycota; Dothideomycetes; Pleosporales; Pleosporaceae
Exons: 1
Coding region: 1-1650 (549 amino acids)
Source: RefSeq, a predicted model, not a curated record
AUGAGCGACAGAGCCAGUCAAGCAAAAGAUCGCCAGAACAUUGCGCGGAAAAUAGUCGAUCUCCUGAUAGAGUGUCGCAAUAAGGUCCCCAACGACUGUCCCGAGCAGACGCUCAUCCUGUCAGACGAGGCUCUCCGUGCGUAUGUCAGGGGACUCGAGAAGUCAACAUGGGACAAUAGGACGGAUGUGACAGACUAUCAUCAAGUGUGUUCAGAUCUCAUUGCGAGGCUCGAGAUACUUCGUGACGAUCUUCCAGGCGCCUGGCGAGAGUUGUCAGAGCUACUAAGGGACGCUACAAAGUACCCGGAAGGCAUUACACCCAACACCUCUUCCGCUCGUCCGCUGCCUCCUCAGACGAUUCUUGGCUCGGAUGCUGUGUCUGUCCUACCCGUCCAGAAAGAUAAGGACAUCCCCGAGGUUGUAGUUUCGCCACCCGACGGUGCUUCCCCGUUACAGCUUCCUGGUAUAAAUAUGAGCUCUCCAGCCGUACCAGCACCCGCACCCUCCGCCUUCGCUUCGGAUAAGGUGAAAGAUCAAGUGAAAACAAACCCCUUCGUCGGUCCCGAUGGUGCGUCCAUCUUCAACAAGAUUGGGACCGAGGCAAACCCUGUACAAAAACCUUUCCCGUCGAUUGCAGCCAGCAUACCAGAGAGGAAGGUGGCACCUCUGAAGCGAGCGUCACGCUUCAAAAAGCCUAAUGACGAUUCUGCGUCUGAUGGUCUUGGUGCAAGCCCCACGGUCGACACCAAGUCUGCGGAGAAGGCAGUGUCUCCGGCCGCAGCACCAAAGCUUGUCUUUGACUUUGGAGCUUCUUCAACAUCGUUCGCAGCUCCGCCAACACCGGAGACUAGCUCAUCGGCCGAACCCAAGGAAAAGAGAUCACGACAUACCUCAACUCCUUCCCCAUCGAAGUCCACCUCCACGCAGACUGACCUGGCGCCCUCUACCGACAAGGAUCAGAUGGGGAUGAUCUUAAGCAUUCUGGAAGAGGAGAGGACUGCGCGUAUCAAGGCUGAUACGAAAGUGGAGGAGUUGAUAGGGGCCAUGAGCCGCCUACAAGCAAAGGUUGACCGACUGAUGGAGGAGAUUGAAGCAAGCCGGGCGGAGACGUUGGAUUCAAUCAAGUCAACCGCGAAGCCUCAAGAGCCCGUGAAGCCUACAACACAUGCUUCCGCCCCCGCAUCCCGCAACAAGAACGACCGCGAGGGCGACAAGGUCGUGGCGCCAAAGCGCAAGUCCACGAACCAGAUCGUGAAGGACCUCAAGAAGGACUUUGCUCCAGAGACGUCUCAUGUCGUCUUCAGCCAGCUGAAGCACGGCACUUUGCGCAUCUCUGGGCUUCAGAAAGCCCAGCCUGCCAACCUCCAGGCGCAGAUCGAGAAGGUGCUGUGCGCCUUCAAGGUGCCAGCAUCUCAGCGCAAGAAGCACGCGUCAAUGGUGAUCGAUCUGGCCAAUUUCGGAAAUGGCCUUGUUCGCGGCGAUCAGCGAUACCUUCCUCUCGACACCAAAGUCAGGGAGGCAGCCAUCGCAUUUGCGGAUGAAAAACUGACCGGCCAUCUAUUCCACAAAAAGAAUUGGUUGUGCUUCCGCUGCGUUUCUGAGCAGCACAAGUGCAUGCAGGGGUACAUGGGUGGACGUGUGGUCUUGUAG